AGCGGGUUGGGGACACAGCGUCGGGUCUUCCUGGAAGGAGGGAGCUGUGGCUGCCUCUCUGUACCUCCCCCAUUCUGGAGCCAAAAUCCUGCGCGGUUGUGGUGCCAGCAUCUGGGUUGGGAUGCCUGUGGGAAGUCAGGGUAGUGUGGGCGUUUAGGGUGUUCCUGUGUGCGCAUGUGUGCAUAUUUGUGGGCCUCCAGAUGGGUGUGUGUGGAGGAGGGGUUGGUAGAGGCUCCAGUUUUGCGGCUCGAGGUGGGUCGGGCACAAGGCCUGGCUGUCUUUGCGAGCUAGCGUUAGUCACAGGCUCACCCGCCAACCCCGAUCCAGGCAGGGUUCCUUAUGUGGUAAGUGACACAACUGUACGUACACAUCCUUCAUGUUGCAAAGGUCGCCACAGGCUCCAUGCCAGACCCACUUGUCUAGUGUGCGUUUUGCUGUCCACAUCCGCCCCUGGUCAUAUGGAGGGAAGUGAGUUUGGAGUGCAGGAGUUGGGCCAGAUGUGGAUGUUUGGGAGUUACAGGACUUUCGCCCAGGCCUCAUCUCCAUCCCUUUUCCAGGCAAGCUCCCCUUCUCUGCCCAGUCCAGGGUCUCUCUUCCCCAGGCCUCAGGAGGGAGGUCCCAGCAGGAUCAGCCCUGUAAGGGCAGAUGGGUCCUGGGACUGUGUGUUCUUCAGAUUUCCAGCCUGCAGGCCCUUUCCAAAUUCCCAGAUAAGAAAGGGCCUGGGUACCUCUGGGCCCACACACCCUCUGUGUUUGCUGAACCCACCAAGGAAGCCUCCCAUCCUGCCCCUGACCAGGAGGUAAGGGCUGGACAUUGACCCUGGAGGCAGGAGUGAGAGUUAGUUAGUUAGCACAGGAACUGUGCUCUUCUGAGAACUCUGGGGAACUUCCAUCAGCCAGUGAGUCUCCGCCUGGCUCUGGCUUAUGGGGGACAGGAGUCUCCCUGGCCUUCCUGUGCUGGCUCUGGACGCAGACCCGGGGUUUGCCAAGUCUUUGAGACAGCUGCACUCUGGUCUCCUCCAGCUUUGGCCAGCUGGGACCAGCAGUAUCAGCUCCACCCCAUUUGACAUCGGAGGAAACUGGUCCAGAUUGGCGAGUGGAAAGAUGGGGAGGUGCGCAGCCCUGGAAUGAAUCAGGAUGACAUGAGCCAGCAGAGGGGACAGACGACCCCAAGGGACUCCUGACUUGCAGCCUGAGGGAUUUCCUCCUUGUUCCUACACACAGCCCCUGCUGGACUCAGAGGUCUCCCAGCUCCUUUUUCUGUGCGCUGCUCAAGACACUCUAAAAACCUUCUCUAAGAAGUGCAGCCACUGGGGAGCACUGCUAGCUGGUAGAACCAUGCUGCAGAACUCCAGCCACAGGGAAGCCAUGGUCCAUGUGGAUAAGACCCGGAGGGAGCAGGACAGGGAAGGGGUGUGGGCAGCGGCAGAGGGAGCCCUGGCCCCCAGCACCUCCUCCCCAUUCUCCCCUGAGCCCCCAGGGGACUCAGGCAGCAUCAUCCCUGUCUACUGUGCCCUCCUGGCCACCGUGGUCCUUGGUCUGCUCGCCUACGUGGUCUUCAAGUGCUGGCGCUCACGCAAACAAAGGCAGCAGCUGGCCAAAGCUCGGACCGCAGAGCUGGGAGCCCUCAGCAGGGACCAGCUACAUGGGGACAGCAGUGUCUUCCGGGACUCUCCAGCCGGCCUGGAGCCCUGUGCCCCCAUCCAAGGGCCGCCGCCUGAACUUGGCUGCCGGCUUUACCUCCACCUUCCUCGGCAGCAGCAGGAGGAGGUGGAACGGCUCCUGGAGGUGUCAGGUGAACCGGCCAACGGCUGGCGGGGCCUGGCGGGCCACCUGGGCUACCAGGCUGAGGCAGUGGAGACCAUGGCCCGGAGCCCGGGGCCCGCCUCUGCCCUGCUGAGGGACUGGGCUGUCCAGGAAGGCAGUGGCGCCACCCUCAGAGUGCUAGCGGACGCCCUCGCUGCCAUGGGCCGUGAAGACGUGAUUCGGGCUCUGGGCCCCCCGGCCGAGGGUGGCUCCGUGGUGUGAGUCGUGGCUCCACAGCCUGGCCUCUCAGGGAACCUGCUCUGGUGCUGCCACCACCCCCACCUCAUACACCUUCCCCUUCACAGGCUUCCUGGCAUUGGUGACCUCAGCUUGUUCUGUUUUGGGGGGACACACAAAACACCAGUCACCUCCCCUCCCCCUGCCUUCUUCCAGGACAGGGAUCAGGACGUGGGCGGGGCACAGCCAGACAGGGAGCAGCAGUCUUGCCCCACCCCGAUCCCCACUCCACCUCCCCAUACUUAGUCUCAACUGUUUUUUCUACUUUUGUACCCCAUAUUAAAGGCAACUCUGGACUGUU
Molecule: messenger RNA, 2343 nt
Organism: Bubalus bubalis (water buffalo)
Lineage: Eukaryota; Metazoa; Chordata; Mammalia; Artiodactyla; Bovidae
Product: death domain-containing membrane protein NRADD
Exons: 4
Coding region: 1338-2027 (229 amino acids)
Biological process (GO): Rho protein signal transduction
Cellular component (GO): cell surface; plasma membrane
Molecular function (GO): nerve growth factor binding; death receptor activity; coreceptor activity
Source: RefSeq, a predicted model, not a curated record